AGUAAACACUGCAAUGGGGAAUAAAGAUGCUACAUUGAGUACAAUCACCACAACAUCAACUGUUACAGUUUCUUCAAAUAGGAUGAAUUCAUCUAUAAAAAAGAAUAGUGGAAACAACGAGAAUUUAAAAUCUAACGAACAACUAACAAAGAAUACAUCAAUCGUAACUGCAAAUCAAUCUAGUUCUACUUUCAGUAGUGUAAGAGGUGUUACUGCAACAUGUGUUGGUGGUAAUGUUUCUCACGAGAGUACAUCCAAGUCCAAAGAUUACUCCACUAAAAAGUUUUCCAGUGAAAUUGAUUCGAAAAUGAAGAAUUAUCAAAUACAAUCCGAAUACAAAGAAUCAUCUGUAAACAAUCAGGAUUACAAAACAAGGAAUAGCACAACUAUGAAUAACUUAUCAUCGAGAUUCGUAAACCAGUCGUCGGUUCAAACGUUGCACAGGGAGAACCAUGGAACUGCUUCCAGUACACAUCAAUCUCGGCCAGCGUCACGGAACGAUAACACCGCAUUUGCCGUAGCUAGGAAAGCAUUGGAGCAACAGAAUCCUGCAUCGAAGAUGACACCGAUCAAUUUUCCACCACUGCGUGCUCCACAGAGCAUCGUAAAUGUUCGUCAUCCUUUUGUCACAGAAGCAAGAACCAAGCAUAAUGAUAUUGGUGGUCCAAACUCCAAAUCGAAACUGAAUGUAGCGAGUUCUCUGCAAAGUGGUGUGAAGGAUCUUGAUCAUAGUAGGCAAACCUUCCAUAGCUAUGGUACAUCACAGAUCGCUGGUAUUCCAAAUGUUCAAAAUUUAAGCAAUGUCACGGCGAAUAUGUCACCUUAUGCCAGACCGGAAAGCUUCCCUCAGCCAACCGUUGCAAGUGUGCUAUUUCCUGACACAUCUCAGUUUCCUCAAUCACCUCCAUUCAGUACAACGCAAAUUGGACAGCUGAAUCAAUAUCAAACAUAUGAUCCUGGCAGUUUUGCAACUACACCAGUGAAUGUGAACCCAGUAAUCCCUCAAUUCUCUGCAGAGAGUUCUAUUCCGUAUCCGCAAUACGACAAUCCUCCUCAAUUCGUGCAACCUAAUCAUUAUCCGACUGCGGAUAUAGCGAAUAGUCAGUAUCAGUAUCAAGCGGGUGUAGGACAACUACAAGAGUCACCAAUGUUCAUACAAAGCCUGCAAAGUCCUAUCGCCGUAACGGAUCAGUAUGCUGCUCCAAAUUAUGCUAGAACGGUUAGGGCAGAAUUGAUACCACGAUUGAGGAGGCCACCAAGAUUUAACAAAUAAAAAUGAUUUUUUACAUUCAUACACACACACGCGCGCGCGUGCACACACACACACACACAGGCGCGCGCGCACGCACACACACAUACAUGCAUUCACACGCACACGCAAUAUAUAUUAUACAUACACAAUAUAUUCUUGAAUAAAAAUUCGUAGCCGUAAAUGAAGAAAGGAUAAAAACGAGGAACAUAAAUCGAAUGAUAACGGCACGAAUUCAUGGAAUCGUAUUAUACCUUUCAAUAGAAAUGAAUGAACGUCCACGUGUAUCUUGCGUGCAGAAAUAAUCGGGAAAUUUGCCAAUCUACUUGGUUGAACUAUCGAUAUGUUAAGUGGAGGAGAUUUGGUAAAAGUUAUUUCAAUUUCUGAUCCAUUUUGAAAUAAAUUUUAACCAGUCUAUGCGAAUUAAUGCGCGUGUGGAAGUGAUAACUAGUAUUUUGGCAAAAUUGCACGAGAUACACGGUUAGCGUUAUUAGUAGUCGUUCGAAGAAAUUCUGUCUGAAAUGGUUUGAUACGUAAAUACAUGUACAAAGCAGAAACGUAUUACGCAGUGAAGAGAGAAGAAAAAAUCAUUUUGACUUGUUUCCAUCAUUAAAUGUGACACGGCAGGGCAUAAUAAGUUGAGCUCGAUAUAAUUUUGUGACGUAAUUUAUCUAAUAUCAUUGAAAUUCGAGACAGAGAGAAAGAAGAGAAGGGGAAAAAGAUGGAGAAAGAGAGAGAGAAAGAGAAAAGUUAUUACAACCAGAUUGUUAAAUUGUACAUAAAUUAUAACUAUUGAUAAGAAUAGUUUCAUUUCUAUAAAUAUAUAGUAUUCGCGGAAAUAUGGUUCUGGACAAAUUUGUUUUCGGUCAAUCGAAGAAAGCAAAUUUGUUAGUAAAUGGAGCAGAACCCAUAGCCAUGUUGCACAUAAAAAUCGAUAGAAACGAAGAAAGAUUUGUGAAAUAAAAAGAAAAGAGAAAAGCAACUGAAUUAUAAUUAUAAUAACGAUAAGUUCUAGUUUUAAUGAAUGGUAUCUUACAAGCUAUACUUUGCAUAGAAUUAGUGGAGGUUUUCCAAUAUUUGCAUAUUACUUAGCUUACUGCUAUGUUUUUAAUGUGCUUCACUAUUUAUAUAUGGAAUGGCGGUGUAACGAUGUUCAUUGCAAUGCGACCGCAUGCAAGGAUGAUUCAUUUCUAAUAGGAAGAAGAAAGUGAAAAGAGUAACAUUCAACAUAUGUCAAGUAACUCGCUUAAUUUGAACAUCGUGUCUCCAUUGAACGUAUGCACAAUGCAAACGUAGCUUUCGGCGAUCCGAAUAUAAUGAAGGCGAUCGCGAUAAAGUAACGAUAUAAUCUUUCAGUGGUGUAUGUUUUUCCUUUAGUAUGGUAGCUCAUAAACUCAUAAGCAUCACAUAUUAAUACGCGUAAAAUUAAUCGUUAAGGGAAAUCCUCAUUAAGUACGCAUUUCGUAUUAAACGAAACUAUAUAUUCGUAUGUAUUGAAUUUUUUAAAUUGUCUACGUGCGUCGACGUCACCGGAUAAGACAUUUAUAUUAAACGGAAAAGAGAAUAACAAUAUCGCGUAUGGACAUAUAUACCGUAAAGAGGAUACGAUCAGGAAUCAAAAAGAAAAAAGAAGGGAAAAGAAGAAAAGUGAAGGUAAGACGGGGAAAAAGAUGAAAACGAAAUAAAAGGAAAAGGUAGACAUAUUGCGUAACAAUGCAAUUUUUAACUGUGGAUCAUCAUCCUGUUUGUGAAUAAUGUGGAAUGCGAAAAAGAAUUAUUGCUUUUCCAAUGAAUCAAGAGAAUAAGCCAGAAAACGUUCGUUGUAACAUCGACAGACGGACAGUGCGAAUUUUUAUCUUGCGUUCGAUUAUUAUUCCUGUGUAACAGGAAUCUGUGUGUGCAUACGCAAUUUCGUUCAGCGAUGAUUUUUAUCCCCGUUCAUUUGCAAGAAACGAAUCUCGUUGAUUACCAAUGGUCUAGUGCUGUUAUUAGAUAUUAGAUAGAGAUAAAUUAUAUUUAUGUCUCGAAAAUUCGGGGAUGAAAACGAAUUUAUUCACAUACUGUCUUACUUUCCCGUAUUUCUCAUUGGAAAGAUUAACGCGUAUUAUAAUUAUUGUUAAUUUAUAAAGUAUCGAAUAUAACAAUAGGAUCGAAAGUGAAAUGCAAAUAAAAUGUGAAAUUUUCCGUGUAAAAAAUGUCAUGUAUGAAAUAGUGUAUGCAUACUGCAUUAAUCAUCGAUUCGAUAUAGUGGUGCAAUAACAAGCCCAUGGAUAGCCGCGCGUAACUGCGAUACCUUGCCCGCGCAUUCGACGUUAUUGAUAGUACAAAAAGUUCAUUUCCUGUAAGGAUAAAUCGCAUUGCGGGUCAGGGUAUCACGGAAAUGCGUAGAAUUGCGUGGAAGGGAGAGAGAGAGAGAGAGAGAGCGAGAGAGAGCGAGCGCAAGCGCGCAUGAGAAAGAGAGAGACAGAGAGAGAGAGAGAGAGAGCGAGCGAGCGCAAGCGCGCACGAGAAAGAGAGAGAGAGAGAGAGAGAGAAAGAGUGAGAGCGAGAUAAAUAGUAGAAGCGAGUGAGUGAGCGAAACGAUAAUGUGCCUCGACGACACGAGUAUCCGGAGGAGAUAAAGGAAAAUUAAUGAAACCCUAAGCCUAAGGUGAUGUCUCAAGAAUUGCGACAUAAUUUUCUGGUCGGGCAUAUUUCAUACAUUUGGAAAAUAGGCAUUACUUACAUGCAAAGUAUAGAAUGUGUAUGCGUGUAAACGAAAGUACACUGCUAGAUUGAUACCGCAAUCAGUUAUUUCUUUAAGGAUACAAAAAAGUGAUAAAAAAGAAAUGAGAGAAAACUAGAAACUCAUUGUAGAAAGAACAGAAGCAUUAUAGAACACAGCGAUUCGAUUUGCGGAUCGUAAUCGUUGAAACUAACGAAAUUUCUUCUGAAACGCUUAAUUGCUACUACGGGUGAUGAUAAUUUUCUGUAAUUAUUAUAUUUAUUUUUUUAGGAUGUAUACAUGGAAUUAGAAAAUUCGUCAUGUCUUCUGUUUUGACGUUCGAUUCCAUUUAGCAUGAGAUAUUUUUUAAUUUUUUAAUAAUUUCUUUCCUUUUUUUGUUUCAAACUAUGAAGCGCUGCUUCGCGUAUUGAAAGUUUGACUACAGUUUCAUGCGUAUCCUCCACUUGUAAGCAGUUUUCUGUGCCAAUCGAGAUUAAUUCGUUGCGAGAUCUGACUUCAGAUGGUAAAACGGAUACAAUACCAAACAGCGCCUCAUCGCCGAAAGGCGUUAUAGAAAAGUUGUUGAAACUUGCCAGUUCGUAAGAGAACAUAUCAACACAUAGUGUGAAAUUGGAAGAAAAUGAUAUAUUGUAUACUUGUCAGAAGAAUCGCUCUUUCUAUUAAACGAAAAGUUUUGUAUAUUUUUGUUUAUCAGAGAAAUUUCGAAUUGAUGGCGGUACAAAUUUUUUGAUGUACGUCCUAUUUUCGAAGAAGAAUUUUUUAUUUUUGUUUUAAACUAUGCAAAGUCGUAACUUGUUCUUUAUUUUUUUUUGUUUAUGAUAAAAAUCAAUGCUAUAUGUAUUUUUUACGUAUACAAAAAAAGGCGAUACAGUAAAAUUCUUCGCAUUUUACAAUGAUAUAUGCACCCUUGAAAUAAAAUUGGAAAAAUUUUUCUAAACCGUUGAUCGUAAUCGAAACGCCUCGUCGAUCUUUCUCGAUUUCGCUUUAGCUUUCUGUACUGCGAAUACCAGGAGAAUCCCCGAGAGCGUUUAAAGAUCGAGUCGAUCCAUCGAUCAAAAAUUGUUAAUCGAUGCGAUUAGUUUGCUUGAAAAAAAUUAGUCGAUUCGAUUAACUACUUCAAAAAAUAAACGAAAAAGAAGAAAAACAAAGCGUCGAUUUAUCGUACCUUGACAUCACUUGAUAUUCUGUUGUUUAAAGGGAGGGGACGAUAAUUUCGAGCGAAAAAAAAGAUUAGCGUGCGAUCUGGCUAUCGAAUAGCGAAUUAAAAGCAUAAUGAAGGAAAUAUUGUGAUGCAUAAUGAGACAAAAUAUUAUAAUAGAGAGAGAAAAAUAGACUUCCCAUCUUCUUCGACUACGGGGAAGCACUUCUUCGUGGACCAACCUAGGAACGAGAAAAGGGGACGAGAUGCUUUCGGUUCGAUCCACGAGAAUAUAGCCAAUAUAAUACUUUCUUUUUGCCCAUCACAUCUAUCACGAUAUUAUAUUAUAUACAUAUACAUAUAUAUACUUCGUUUCUCUUUUCUCGUUCGUAUCCUUUACCACGGAAGCGGCCUUCUAAGCUGCGCAAAAGAAGAACUUGAUUUCCAACGACUUUUGAAGUCAAUGGACGAAUAAAAAAAAAUGAAAGAGGAAAAGAAAGGUUUAUUAGCAUCUUUCAACGGGAUCCGUCGAGUCUCGUGUAUUAAGUAAAGAAUAAAUUGAAAUUAAGCCAACACGAAACGACUAUAUAUUUUACUUAUGAUUUUACUGUUUAAGCGUUGCUGCGUUUUGUAACGAUUUUGCAUACAAAGGAAAUUAAAAUGAAACGAAGAAAUUUCUGUAGAUUGAAAGGUACAUUUUCGAAAAUAUUUUGCGAACGAAUGAACUUCCAUUGCAUCUAUCUUCAUUGUCUCUAUCCUUUUACCCCACCCUCAUAGACAUACUUAUUUACCUAUCUACCUAUAUACGAAUACCUAUAUACACACGCGUGCGCGCGAUAUCGAAAUACAAUUGUAGAAAAGAAAAAAAUCAUCAACUACCAAUUUCCUUAAUCUUUCCAGUACGAUCGAUUUUUUAAAUAAGCGAGAGCAAAUGAGAGAGAAAGAGACAAAAGAGCCUUAGAAGAAAGAAGGUAAUAUUAGUCUAUGACAAAAAAAGGAGGAAGAAGUAUUAAAAUUUUAGUAUCGAUGUGUAGACGAUAUUUGUCGAUAAUUUCCAUUCCCUUUCUGUGAACUUGGAAUUCUUAUUGCAGAAUCGUCUACCGGAUAGUGAAGAAUACCAUGUAAAUUUCAACGAUACGAAGGAUAUGUAGAUAUUAAUUUGUUCCUUACUGUAAGGAGAAAAAGGAAAAGAAGAGGAAAAAAACACUUUUAUAAGAUGUAUAAUAUCAAAGAUCCAGUAUGUCUGGAUGUAAUUUGUAAUUUUUAUAUGUGGAGGGGGACGCGUUAGUGAUUUUUUUAUGUUCUCUAUUCUAUCUUUCCACUACCUUCUACUUCUUCCGCUGCCUUUCUUCCAGUCUUUCAUAUCUCCCUCUUCUUUCUUUCUUUCUUUUUUUUUUUGUAAGUUAAAUUAUUCUGUGUUUUGUAAAGUAAUAUCGUCGGUUUUGUAUAAUCGACACGAUUUACCGGCACACAACACGGACAUGACAUACAGAUAACGACUUAAAAUAAUAUAGCGAGACUCGUUUCUGUAAACGAGAGGCAUAUAAUAUCUAUAAUCAAGGUUGUUUUAUGUAUGAUUGUGCGUGUAACAUUGUUAAUAAACUAACGAUGCUUAUGAAA
Messenger RNA from Bombus pyrosoma, 6732 nucleotides. RefSeq lists its product as uncharacterized. The transcript has a single exon. Bases 14 to 1273 code for a protein of 419 amino acids. Lineage: Eukaryota; Metazoa; Arthropoda; Insecta; Hymenoptera; Apidae. The record is from RefSeq and is a predicted model, not a curated record.